CAGAAACUAAUAGUCAGACAGUUAAAAAGAGAACGUGGAUUACCAGUAUUUGAUUUAGAUCAUGAAGUUAAUAAAAGAUUAAAAUCAGAUAAGGAAGAUAGUGAGCCACCAGUACAGUUUACAAGAUUUCCUCAUGGCGAUUUAAGAGUGCUAGACAGAUUUCAGAUAGGUAACCAUGCCUCUGUAGAGUUACAGCCAGAAAGACCAUGUUUUAUCAACCGCUUAGUAGGAACAGAUGAUGACCAAUUACAAAGUAUUAGAAGCCCUUACACAACUAGAAUCUUAAAACCAUUUAUCAGAAGAGAUUAUGAAUCACAACCAUUGAAAAUGAAAUUAUUAGAAGAAAUAAAAGCUUAUCCUCACAGAAAUGAUAAAAAUUGGAAAGCUAGUGAUCCACCAUCUAUAGAUUAUUGUUAUGUUAGACCAGAACAUAUACCAUCAGUUAAUAUAUUAUCACAACAAUUCUUCUGGCCUCAUAUAGACUUGUCAGAAUGUCUCCAUUAUCCUGAUUUUAGUUGUGUUGUAUUAUUUAGAAAAAUUGUGAUAGGUUUUGCAUUUAUGGUACCUGAUGUAAAAUAUAAUGAAGCAUAUAUAUCAUAUUUAUUUACUCAUCCUGAAUGGAGACGAGCCGGUAUUGCUAAAUUCAUGGUUUACCAUCUUAUACAGACAUGUAUGGGUAAAGAUGUGACUUUACAUGUUUCUGCUACAAAUCCUGCCAUGUUAUUGUACCAGAAAUUUGGUUUUAAACCAGAAGAAUUUCUACUUGAUUUUUAUGAUAAAUACUAUCCUGUAGAUAGUAAAGAAUGUAAACAUGCCUACUUCCUCAGGUUGAGAAGAUAAUAAAGUAAAAAUCAAUCUAUAUUGAUUCUUGUGAAUCUUUUAGUA
This is a messenger RNA of Lottia gigantea (owl limpet), 885 nucleotides long. RefSeq lists its product as hypothetical. NCBI's taxonomy places the organism in Eukaryota, Metazoa, Mollusca, Gastropoda, Lottiidae. The coding region runs from base 328 to 840 and encodes 170 amino acids. The record is from RefSeq and is a predicted model, not a curated record. Gene Ontology annotation, molecular function: acyltransferase activity, transferring groups other than amino-acyl groups. The transcript is spliced from 9 exons.